This is a messenger RNA of Seriola dumerili (greater amberjack), 2251 nucleotides long. RefSeq names its product Krueppel-like factor 13. The record is from RefSeq and is a predicted model, not a curated record. Gene Ontology annotation, molecular function: DNA-binding transcription factor activity, RNA polymerase II-specific; RNA polymerase II cis-regulatory region sequence-specific DNA binding. Lineage: Eukaryota; Metazoa; Chordata; Actinopteri; Carangiformes; Carangidae. Gene Ontology annotation, biological process: regulation of transcription by RNA polymerase II. The transcript is spliced from 2 exons. The coding region runs from base 263 to 1012 and encodes 249 amino acids.
GAGAGGUGCACGCAUGUUGGGCCAGAGGUAUUAACACGGUUUUAGUACAUUAUUAUUAAUUUUUGUGCCUUCUCUUUGACUUACUUUGUAAUUCUCAAACUACUGACACGCUGUAUGGCGGUUUCAAGGCUCAACUGGGAACGGUUAGUUCGACGAGUUUGAUGAAAACGAGGUCGGGAUCAGACUACCGUUAGCCCCUCCUGGCGGAUUUUUUUUCGUUAUUUUUUUUCUAGCUAAAGCCAACAAAGCAAAGCAGAUAACGAUGUCGUUGACUGCAUCGUCUGAUUAUUUCGCUGCCGAGUGUCUGGUAUCGAUAUCUAGCGGUCCUGUCCUGCAUAGACCCACCCCGGUCGUCCCCGCCAGCCAGCCGGCCAUGGUGGGCCUGCUCCCUGGGGAGCCCGACGGGUCGAGAGAGGAUAGGGAAGUGCGGGAGACUCUGGGGCUGGAGGGGGCGAACAUGUUGGCGGUGGCCGGUAUCCUCACCGACCUGCACGGUAAGUUCCGCCCCAUGUCGGCCUACUCGGAGAACAGUAACUCAUCAUGUGGAGAGAGCGGUUACACCACGUUGUCCGACCCAACCACUCCUACCAUGACACCCUCCGCCACCCCGGUCCCCGGACAGCAGCAGCAGCUGAGGGGGGGAGGAGGAGGAGGAGGCGUGGGGGCCCCGCGGUCCCCGGUGAAGCGACAUCAGUGCACUUUUGACGGAUGCGACAGAGUUUACGGGAAAUCGUCCCACCUGAAGGCACACAUCCGGACACACACAGGUGAGAGACCAUUCCCAUGCACCUGGCCUGACUGCGAGAAGAAGUUUGCCCGCUCCGAUGAGCUUGCACGCCACACCCGCACCCACACAGGAGAAAAACGCUUCCUGUGCCCACUGUGCGACAAGCGCUUCAUGCGCAGCGACCACCUGAUCAAGCACGCCCGCCGUCAUCCUGACUUCCAGCCCUCCAUGUUGGGACGCAACAAGGGCACAUCCUCUGCUUCCAGCCCAGCUGUGCACCAUUAGGAUGGUUUGGGAUGGGGGUUUCCUGUGUACUGGGGUCAGCAGAGCACAGAAGAUGUCAGUGGUUUCAAGUUAACCAGCUACAAUCAGAUCCACUGAUUAGGAUUGAGCAUUGUUAUGUUGUACUGUAAAUGUGCACAUACACAAGCGAACACACACAGAGCUGGAUGUGAGAGGGAAGUAGCCUCAUCUCUCCAUCCACACAGAUGAGUCAUGUGACCACUAUCCACCUACUCAACAUAACUAGGGUUGGGUAUUGAGAACGUUUCAAAUCUAUAAGAACUGAGGAUUUGUUAACAAAUGUGCUUUUCGAUUCCACUUAUCGUUUCCUGAAAGCAGAGUCUGGACUUACUGCACUUCCAUUUACAUUGCAAGUUACACGUGUAUCAAAGCACGUGUAUGUUGUUUACAAUGUGGCAGACUGGGGCUAGGUUUCAAAAGUGAAACUACGCUUCACAAAAGACUAAUAAUACAAUGAAAUGUAAUCACUGUAUGAAAAUAAAUAUAUGUGAGGGAGGAAAGUCAUUCUAAUAUGACGACAUGAUGUAAGAAUGCAGAGCAUUUUAAUAUCCUGUGUGAUAACAUAUUGAAAUUCAAUGGUGAAACGUUUUAUAGAUUAAAUAACCAGAUGGGAAUGUCAGUUUUUGGUUUGUCCUCUGAAUUAAAUGCUGGACAAAUCAAGGUGCCUAUCAGACUGAUGCAAAAAUUCUGAAAAGCCAUUUAUUAAUGCUUCAGAAAGUAAAAACUACUUUAAAACCAAUUCAAGUUUGCAUGGCAAACAGAGAAUAUAUAUUUGUCUUUCUUUUAACCAAAAAAAAAAAAAAAAGUUUAUCAGUCAAAACCUUGUAAAAAUAAAUGUGGUUUUUGCUUUCCACAUAUUCUGGUUUUCUUUCUUAAUCAGGGUUCGAUAAGAAUCGGAAUCAUGAAGCAGAUUUUAUUCGGUAAAAUAAACCCAACCCUAAACAUAACCUCAUUUUCUCAAACUGAAACACUUUCACAAAUUGCAGGGAUUUUUCACGUUUUCUGUACAAAUCUGCACAUUCAUCAUCGGCCAAAACUCCUCUGUUUUCUUGUGGUUAAUUUGCUGAUUAUUGUUGUACUCUUCAGUACCAUUUAUUUACCAUGAGUAGCACAAUAUUGUGAUGUUAGGUAGCGAAGCAGUGACUAGAAGCUUUUUAGCUUUUUUUGUUUGUUUGUUUUUAGCUUUGCCAGUCCAUAUUCAAAGUUUUAGUGGUGACACAU